Messenger RNA from Drosophila miranda, 1725 nucleotides. RefSeq names its product flocculation protein FLO11. The transcript has 5 exons. NCBI's taxonomy places the organism in Eukaryota, Metazoa, Arthropoda, Insecta, Diptera, Drosophilidae. Gene Ontology annotation, cellular component: extracellular region. Gene Ontology annotation, molecular function: chitin binding. The record is from RefSeq and is a predicted model, not a curated record. The coding region runs from base 37 to 1683 and encodes 548 amino acids.
CUAAAUCUAGACUCCUAUAAAACGGAUUGGCAGAAGAUGUACCCUAGAUCACAAGAAACUAGACCUUCACGCCAAACAGACAUGCGUGCAAAUAUUUUUUUAAAACUCGUUCUGCUCCUCCCGUUUCUCCAAGCGGCUCUCGGUCAAUCCGCUGGCUGCUUAAAUUGUGCUCUCACCAAUUUUCGGUAUACGUGCGUAAACGAGACCAGCUAUGGAUUCUGCUUUGCAGAGGAAACAGUCGACGAAACCACAAUCAGAUCUUGUGAUGAAGGGUUUUAUUGUACCCUGGAUGAAUUCUGUUCACCCGAGGAGUCGUCCUCACCUGCUUGUGUACCUGAUGAUACGACGUCUACAACAUCGGAUGUAACAACAGAUUCGUCGACAGAUUCUUCAACUACAGCCCCAACAACAGAUCUAUCCACAGAAACUUCCACUUUAACGACGGAUACAUCCACAGAAUUUUCCACCAUAACCACAGAUACAUCCAGUGAAUCUUCACCUUCCACUACAGAUUCAUUUACUGAAUCAACUGUAACCACGGAGUCAUCCACUGAAUCUUCCCCUGCCACUACAGAUACUUCAACAGAAUCAUCCACUUUAACCACAGAGUCAUCGACAGAAUCUUCCACUUUAACGACGGAUACAUCUACAGAAUUUUCCACCGUAACCACAGAAACAUCUAGUGAAUCUUCACCUUCCACUACAGAUUCAUCCACUGAAUCAACUGUUACCACGGAUUCAUCCACUGAAUCAACUGUAACCACGGAUUCAUCCACUGAAUCUUCCCCUGCCACUACAGAUACUUCAACAGAAUCAUCCACUUUAACCACAGAGCCAUCGACAGAAUCUUCCACUUUAACGACGGAUACAUCUACUGAACUUUCCACCGUAACCACAGAAACAUCUAGUGGAUCUUCACCUUCCACUACAGAUUCAUCCACUGAAUCAACUGUUACCACGGAUUCAUCCACUGAAUCUUCCCCUGCCACUACAGGUACUUCAACAGAAUCAUCCACUUUAACCACAGAGCCAUCGACAGAAUCUUCCACUUUAACGAAGGAUACAUCUACAGAAUUUUUCACCGUAACCACAGAUACAUCCAGUGAAUCUUCACCUUCCACUACAGAUUCAUUUACUGAAUCAACUGUAACCACGGAGUCAUCCACUGAAUCUUCCCCUGCCACUACAGAUACUUCAACAGAAUCAUCCACAUUAACCACAGAUACAUCCACAGAAUCUUCCACUUUAACGACAGAUUUUUCAACUGUAUCUUCUCCUACCACUACAGAGUCUUCCACUGAAUCUUCAACUGUAACCACAGAUACAUCAACUGAAUCUUCACCCACAACUGAUUCAUCGUCCACUGAGUCAUCAACUGUAACCACAGAAUCAUCCACAGAAACAUCCCCUGCAACCACAGAUUCAUCAACCAUAUCCUCGCCUUCAAGCACUAAUUCAUCCACUGAAUCAACCACAGGAUCUCCACUAAAUGCUGAUCUCUAUUGUUCAACGUUACAAAAGAAAGGAUACUUUCGGGUCGAUAGUGAUUCAACCUGCAGACAGUACGUGUACUGCUACAAAUUGAGCUUAGAUUAUUUGGGCUGGCUAUACUAUUGCAACACGAAUGAAUUUUACAAUUCUGAUACAGAAUCAUGCCAGGCCGAACGGCCCGCCAAUUGCUAAAAAACGAUCCAAUUAAAGAUAUAUUUUUUGUUUCUUCGAAUA